Messenger RNA from Penicillium canariense, 1821 nucleotides. RefSeq lists its product as uncharacterized. The coding region runs from base 1 to 1821 and encodes 606 amino acids. Gene Ontology annotation, molecular function: FAD binding. The record is from RefSeq and is a predicted model, not a curated record. NCBI's taxonomy places the organism in Eukaryota, Fungi, Ascomycota, Eurotiomycetes, Eurotiales, Aspergillaceae. The transcript is spliced from 4 exons.
AUGGAAACAGAUGGAGCCGCCGAUUACGAUGCGCCAGUCAUCAUUGUUGGCGCCGGGCCUGUUGGUAUGCUACUUGCAUAUCAGUUAGAUCGUCUCGGGAUCGGAUGCCUCAUUGCCGAUAAGAAUCUCCAAACAACCCAGUGGCCGAAGAUGGACUUGACAAAUUGUCGCAGUAUGGAGAUCCUGAGAUUUCUUGGGCUCGCUGAUGAUUAUCGAGCGCAACACGGAGCGGUGAGUGUCGAUGCACACUUCGACUCUAUAUUUAUUACAAGCCUUAAGUCAGGCGGACACUUGGUUGGUUCGUGGAGGCUACCAUCCGUGCAGCAGCAGCGUAAUGAUAUCAAGCUCAAUAAUGAUGGCAGCCAGCCAGCUGAACCCGGUCAAAGAUGUUCUCAGAUUAUUUUCGAGGCAUGGCUGAAGAAUCUUAUUUUGAGCAAAACAAAGGUGAUACGAAAGUUUGGAUGGACCUACCUAGGUCACGUUGAAAAUGCAGAAGGGAUCAUUGCUACCUUCUCAGACAAUACCGGCCAAAGCCGUACUCUGCGUGGCCGAUUUCUUGUGGGAUGUGAUGGAGGGAGUAGCAGGGUGAGAAGGUCUGCAGGUAUCAAGAUGUCCGGUGGCCAAAUUCCUGCUCGCUUCUACUUGAUCCACUUUCGAUCGGCACAGCUGGCACGAGAACUCAGUUUUGGGCGGUUUUGGCACGCUUUUACAGCUGGAACCGGGUUUUUGAUUGACCAAGAUGAGAAAGAUACCUUUACGGCUCACUAUCCUCUGACGGAUGACGAAAAAGACGGUUUUUUGGAUCCACAUGAGGUCAUUCACAAGGUGCUCGGAGGCUCCAAAGGAAAAUGGCCAAUUUUGAUUGACGAGGUCCUCGUCCACAGUGAAUGGCAGCCAAGCUUCAGCUUGGCCGAGGAUUACUCAAGCAAGAACGGCCGUGUACUGCUAGCUGGAGAUGCAGCUCAUCGUAACCCUCCUCAUGGUGGUUAUGGGAUGAAUAGCGGCCUUGUGGACGCAAUUGAUCUCGGCUGGCGACUUGCUGCCGUGACGAAAGGUUACGGUGGGGAGCGUCUUCUUAAGGCAUAUGGAACAGAGCGGCGACCGAUGAUGAUUCGAGCUCUUCAGCGGUCGUAUCGUCACGUUAUGGAGCAUGUGGUACUGGGAGACUUCUACAAUCGGCAUUGGAACACCCUGAAUUGCAAUACCCCGGAUGGUGAUAGGGUGAGGACGGAAAUUGAGAGCUACAUAACACUCUCUGGACCGGAAACCCUGGACCGCGGUAUUGAAUUAGACUUGAGAUAUGACCACUCGCCAUUCAUCUAUCCUGACGGCACCUUACCGGUUCCUUGGAGUGUUAAAACUUACAAGCCAAGCACCAGGCCUGGCAGUCGAGCCCCUCAUGUCUUUCUGAAAGACGGAGUCACCAGCACAUAUGACCUCUUUGGAAAAGAGUGGACCCUGAUGCAGUUCGACCCGAAGGGUGAUGGGGUCAAACUGGGCAUCUUCUUAGCGGUGGCCGAGCAACUUGGAUUUCCACUGAAACAUGUUGUCCUCAGAGGGGAGAGUCACGUGCAACGAAUAUGGGAGCGAGAUUUAGUUUUGGUGAGGCCCGAUACGCAUGUUGCUUGGAGAGGAAAUGAAGCACCUGCAGAUCAAGACGAGGCUAAAAAAAUACUCCUUGUGGUCGCGGGAAAGAUGUCUUUUCCGGAGUACACAGAACCGGAGCGGGAUGAGGAAUAUGAGUUUCGAGAUACAGUGGCUGGAUUUGCUGUAAAUAAUGAAAAUGACCAGCCAGCUAUUGUUGGCGAGGAUGUAGAUUGA